This is a messenger RNA of Bubalus bubalis (water buffalo), 4925 nucleotides long. It is a transcript of the gene ATP10A, whose product is annotated as ATPase phospholipid transporting 10A (putative). The transcript has 21 exons. The record is from RefSeq and is a predicted model, not a curated record. Gene Ontology annotation, cellular component: plasma membrane. Gene Ontology annotation, molecular function: magnesium ion binding; ATPase-coupled intramembrane lipid carrier activity; ATP hydrolysis activity. Gene Ontology annotation, biological process: phospholipid translocation. The coding region runs from base 116 to 4579 and encodes 1487 amino acids. Lineage: Eukaryota; Metazoa; Chordata; Mammalia; Artiodactyla; Bovidae.
GUCCCGCAGGCGGGGAGUCCGCGCCGCCGCGCCCGGGCCGCCGGCGAUGAUCACCUAGGAGGCUGGCGCGGGCGGGUGCGAGCGACGGAGCAGCCGGGCGCGGCGACACGCGGCCAUGGAGCGGGAGCCGGCGGCGGCGGCCGAGGAGCCCGGGCCCCCGGGACGGCGGCGGCGCCGGGAGGGCCGGAUGCGCACCGUGCGCUCCAACCUGCAGCCGCCGCCGGGCGCCGAGGAGCCGGCGGGCAAGGGGGCGCCGCGGCGCCGGCUGCGCGGGGGAACCCAGCACCUGGCGGACAACAGGCUCAAGACCACCAAGUACACUCUGCUGUCCUUCCUGCCCAAGAACCUGUUCGAGCAGUUCCACCGUCUGGCCAACGUGUACUUCGUGUUCAUCGCGCUGCUCAACUUCGUGCCCGCGGUGAACGCCUUCCAGCCCGGCCUGGCGCUGGCGCCUGUGCUCUUCAUCCUGGCGGUCACGGCCUUCAAGGACCUGUGGGAGGACUACAGCCGCCACCGCUCUGACCACGAGAUCAACCACCUGGGAUGCCUCGUCUUCAGCAGGGAGGAGGAGCAGUACGUGAACCGGUUCUGGAAGGAGAUCCGCGUGGGAGACUUCGUGCGCCUUCGCUGCAAUGAGACCAUCCCCGCGGACAUCCUGCUGCUGUCCUCCAGCGACCCUGAUGGGCUGUGCCACAUCGAGACAGCCAACCUGGAUGGGGAGACCAACCUGAAGCAGCGCCAGGUGGUCCGAGGCUUCUCUGAGCUCGUCUCCGAAUUCAAUCCUUUGACGUUCACCAGCAUAAUCGAGUGUGAGAAGCCCAACAACGACCUGACUAGGUUCCGUGGGUGCAUCAUACAUGACAAUGGCAAAAAGGCUGGACUCUACAAAGAAAAUCUGCUGCUUCGAGGCUGCACGCUCCGAAACACGGAAGCCGUCGUCGGUAUUGUCAUCUAUGCAGGACAUGAGACCAAGGCUCUGCUGAACAACAGCGGCCCCCGCUACAAGCGCAGCCGGCUGGAGAGGCAGAUGAACUGUGACGUGCUCUGGUGUGUCCUGCUCCUCAUCUGCAUGUCUCUGUUCUCAGCCAUCGGACAUGGACUGUGGGUGCAGCGCUAUCAAGAGAAGAAAUCAUUGUUUGAUGUCCCUGAGUCUGAUGGCACCUCUUUAUCCCCAGUCCCAGCAGCAGUUUACUCGUUUUUGACAAUGAUAAUAGUUUUGCAGGUUUUGAUUCCUAUUUCCUUGUACGUUUCUAUCGAAAUUGUUAAAGUAUGCCAAGUGUACUUCAUUAACCAGGAUAUAGAACUAUACGACGAGGAAACAGACUCGCAGCUGCAGUGCCGAGCUCUGAACAUCACGGAAGACCUAGGGCAGAUACAGUAUAUCUUCUCAGAUAAAACGGGCACUUUAACUGAGAAUAAGAUGGUUUUCCGAAGAUGCACUGUGUCUGGCAUAGAAUAUUCUCAUGAUGCAAAUGCCCAGCGUCUGGCCAGGUACCAGGAAGCAGACUCAGAGGAGGAGGAGGUGGUUCCCAGGGGGGGCUCGCUGCCCCUGCGAGGGGGCACCGGGGGCCACCCGAGCGCCCGAGCUGCCCACCAGAGCCAGAGCAGCAGGGCGCACCGGCGCACGGGCAGCCGCACGGAGGCCCGGCGCGUCAGCAUGCUGACCGAGCUCACGGCCUUCAGCAGCCCCAUGGAGAAGGACGUAACGCCUGACCCCAAGCUGCUGGAGAAGGUGCGCGAGUGUGGCAGGUGCCUGGCCUCCGCGAGGCAUCAGGAGCACCCGCUGGACCACCUCUCGCCCGAGCUGUCUGACAUUUUCGACUUCUUCAUUGCGCUCACCAUCUGCAACACAGUGGUGGUCACAUCCCCGGAUCAGCCACGACAAAAGGUGAGGGUGCGCUUCGAGCUCAAGUCCCCAGUGAAGACCAUCGAAGAUUUCCUCCGGAGGUUCACACCCAGUCGCCUGACUUUGGGCGGCAGCAGCGUCGGGAGCGCAAGCGUGGCCGCCAAGUCUGCGCCCAAGGCCAGCCUUCUGUCCACGCUGGCCAACGACGGCGCGCUGCUCAGGCUGGAGGAGAGGCUGGGCCCCGGGGCCCCGCACCUCGCCAGCAACGGCUACAGCAGCGCGGCAGACAGCUGGGCCGCAGAGCGAUCCGCAACGGGGCCGGAGCCCAGGCCGGAGCUGCGCUACGAGGCUGAGAGUCCCGACGAGGCGGCGCUCGUGCACGCCGCCCGCGCCUACAGCUGCGCCCUCGUGGGCCGGCUGCACGACCAGGUGUCAGUGGAGCUGCCCCACCUGGGCAGGCUCACCUUCGAGCUUCUGCACACGCUGGGCUUCGACUCCAUCCGCAAGAGGAUGUCGGUGGUGAUCAGGCACCCCCUCACGGAUGAGAUCAACGUGUACACCAAGGGCGCCGACUCGGUGGUCAUGGACCUCCUGCUGCCCUGCUCCACAGAUGACGCUAGAGGGAGGCAUCAAAUGAAGAUCCGCAGCAAGACCCAGGAUUACCUCAACUUGUAUGCGGUGGAGGGCCUGCGCACCUUGUGCAUUGCCAAGAGGGUUCUGAGUAAGGAAGAGUAUGCCUGUUGGCUGCAGAGCCACUUGGAAGCAGAAUCUGCCGUGGACAAUCGGGAGGAGCUCCUCUUUCAGUCCGCCAUUCGCCUGGAGACGAAUCUGCAUUUGUUGGGUGCCACCGGGAUUGAAGACCGCCUGCAGGAUGGAGUCCCCGAAACCAUUGCUAAACUGCGUCAAGCAGGUCUGCAGAUUUGGGUUCUCACCGGCGACAAACAGGAAACGGCCGUUAACAUCGCUCAUGCCUGCAAACUUCUGGACCAUGACCAGGAAGUCAUCACCCUGAAUGCUGAAUCCCAGGAGGCGUGCGAGGCCCUGCUGGACCAGUGCCUGCGCUAUGUGCAGUCCCGCAGCCCCCGGAGGACCGCUGGCAGCCUCAGCGUGGGCUUCGCCCCUCUCUGUCCACCCUCCGAAGCCACUGCCUCUGGCCCCAGCCUCGUGAUCGAUGGGAGAAGUCUGGCCUACGCCCUCCAGAAGAACCUGGAGGACAAAUUCCUCUUCCUUGCUAAGCAGUGCCGGUCUGUCCUUUGCUGUCGCUCAACCCCCCUGCAGAAGAGCAUGGUGGUGAAACUGGUCAGGAGCAAGCUCAAGGCCAUGACCCUGGCCAUAGGAGAUGGAGCCAAUGACGUCAGCAUGAUCCAGGUGGCAGACGUGGGCGUGGGAAUCUCAGGCCAGGAGGGCAUGCAGGCAGUGAUGGCCAGCGACUUCGCGGUGCCCAAGUUCCGAUACCUCGAGAGGCUCUUGAUCGUUCACGGACAUUGGUGCUAUUCCCGGCUUGCCAACAUGGUGCUGUACUUCUUCUACAAAAACACAAUGUUCGUCGGCCUCCUGUUCUGGUUCCAGUUCUACUGUGGCUUCUCCGCAUCUGCCAUGAUUGACCAGUGGUACCUGAUCUUCUUUAACCUGCUCUUCUCGUCGCUCCCCCAGCUCGUGACUGGGGUUCUGGACAAGGACGUGCCGGCCGAUGUGCUGCUCGCUGAGCCGCAGCUCUACCGGAGCGGCCAGAACAUGGAGGAAUAUCGGCCUCGCACGUUCUGGCUGAACAUGGCCGAUGCUGCCUUCCAGAGCCUCGUGUGCUUUUUCAUUCCCUACCUGGCCUACUACGACUCCGACACAGACAUCUUCACCUGGGGCACCCCCAUCACUGCCGUCGCCCUGUUCACGUUCCUCCUGCACCUGGGCAUCGAGACCAAGACCUGGACCUGGCUCAACUGGACGGCUUGUGGCUUCAGUGUCGUUUUAUUUUUCACCGUGGCUUUGAUUUACAACUCUUCCUGUGCGACGUGCUACCCUCCCUCCAACCCCUACUGGACCAUGCAGACGCUAAUGGGUGACCCCGUGUUUUACUCCAUUUGUCUGCUAGCGCCCGUGGCUGCUCUGCUGCCCAGGUUGUUUUUCAAAGCCCUGCAGGGGACCCUUUUCCCUACCCCACUGCAGCUGGGACGCCAGUUAGCCAAGCGGUCCCCUGGGAAAUUCAGGGCUCCCAGAGAGACCUCUGCUCAGGGGCACAUCCCGGGAGAAGCAAGGAGCAAGCCCCCGGGACAGAGGAGCGUCAGUGUGGCGCGGUCCGUCUCCCGGGACUGCAGCUCACGGGUGUCUCAGGGCAUGCGGCAGCCGGCCUGCUCCCCCGAGGCUGGUGGGGAGCCCAGCGUGGUGGACAUGGGCGUGCCACAGAGAGAGGGCACCCUGCCGGACAGGCUGGACAGCCAGCCCUCGCGGUCCUCCUCGCCAGGGCCGGUGGCCGUGGAGGGCUGUCCGGGGGGCUCCAGGAUGAAACCCAUGAGUGCCAGCCGGCCAGCCCCCCUGCCAUCCGUCUUCAGCGUGCCUGGCCUCAGCUCCCUCAACUGGAUGUCCUCGCUGUCUCUGGUCGGUGGGCUGGGCAGCGUCCUGCAGUUUUCCCGGAGCGGUCUGCCCAUGGACAAGCACGACAGUGACUUCCUGCCCGGCUCCGCGCCGCCUGACCGGGACCUGUGUGACUUAAGCGGGCAGACCACAGACUGCUUCUAGGAUCCCCUUCCAAGAAGCGCGGCUGGCAAUGUAGAGGGAAAACCUUGAAAUGCUCUUUUUUUUUUUUUUUUUUUUGGAAAGAUGUUAAUAUUAUUUAUGUUUAUUAUUUGCACAGAGUUCUAGUGAGGUAUAUUUUAUAUAUUUCCGAGGCUGACACAGGAAAUGAAAGGUACCGAAAAAAGAAAGUUUAUUUUUAAAAAAUUUUAAAUAGAGUAUACUGAAAAGAAAAAUAAGAGCUUUAUCUUAUAUAAAAGUUUAAAGAAGAGUGACACUUGAAAAGGUGUGUUUAUAUUUAUUUUUUCAUCUCAUUUUAUUAAAGAAAAUGUGGUCUGUUUGGUUUGCUUCA